Messenger RNA from Dibothriocephalus latus, 444 nucleotides. NCBI's taxonomy places the organism in Eukaryota, Metazoa, Platyhelminthes, Cestoda, Diphyllobothriidea, Diphyllobothriidae. The record is from the annotation of a GenBank genome assembly.
AUGCGGCGAACUGUUGAACGCUACCCUUAUCAUGGGAAGGUCGGACCUUGCCUUACCCGGCCACCUUACCGGGAUGGCAAGCGGAAACGUGCAGUCAAAGUAUUCACCAUAGCAGAUGAAUCAAUGUACCUACUCAUAUUUGGCGUACCCUCUCUGGGUCUAGAAAAACAUUUGAAAGAUAAAAUCAAGAAAAUUUGUCCACCGAAGUCACUGGAAAAGGUCGAGCAUCCCGACACGGAACGCUUCACAGAAACCUUUUUGACGAAGUUUGAGAAUGUUGGUGCUGCCAGGUGGGAUAUUACUGUUUCCCUCUGUCAGAAUUCUCAAAUGUUAUGCUGUCCAAUCAAACGUAUCCUACUCUUGUGUCGUCUAAUGUUCGACUUUGCUUUGUACUUUGACAUAGUACUGUCGUGCGUUUAUACCUUAACCUUUUUAUCGAAUUAA